AUGAGUUAAAUAUAGAUAACCAAAAAAAUUAGAAAAACAAGAGCAAAAAAGAAAAAUUUAGUUGAAUCAUCCAAGAUUGUAUUUUUUAAAAUUUUUGCAUUCUUGACACCUUAAGAAAAAUUGAAGUGUCGCUUUGUUUGUAGAAACUUUAAUUAUUAUGCAAUCUAAUCAAUUGAAUCUUUAAAUUUUUAAGCAUAAAACACAAAAAUGAAAGCUUUUAAACCAUUUAUAGGUACAUUAAUAUUAUAAACUAAGCUAAAUGCACUAACCUUAAGUACUUAAUAUAUCCAUGUUUAUAUAAGCGAGUUUAAAUGACUUCUUUAGUAGGAAAAAAGAAGAGACCUUAAAUUAGAGAAAUCACUCAUUUAUGGUUUAGAAGUUAUGAAGAUAUUGCUGACUUGAUGAAACUAAAUACAGGAUUAAUAGCAUUGGAAUUAAAAUUUAAUUUUAGAGGGAUUGCAGCUCCUUAAAUAUCUUAAGAUGUAUAAGAAAUUUUAUUAAAUUCAUCAAUUGAAGAAAUAAUAAUAAAGGAAUAAUAAAUAGCUGAUUUAGCAAUAAUUGAAUUAAUGAAACAUAAAAUUACUUGCAUAAAACUAGAAGUGAAGAACGAUUAAAAUUAAUUAAUAGAAAAAUUAAUAUCUAUUGAAUUAAGAUUGAAAAAACUAUAUUUGAAAAUGACAUUUGUAGAUAAUAGAAUUGAGGAGUCGCUGAAUUUCUUUUUACAAUAGUAAUAAGAGUUAGAAGUUUUGUAUUUAGAUUUUAGAAAAGGAGUAGAUUUAUAAAAUCAUAAGAAAUUGAAAACAAUAAUAUUGGAAAAUGUUAGUGAUUUGAAAUCUUCAAUGAAAUUUCCAUCUGUUCUUGUUGAAAAGGUCAUAAUAAAAUCAUUUUAUAUAACUUAGAAGGAUGUAAAGGUAUAUAUAUAUAAAUGAAAGUAUUAGUUUUUAUUAUAGAAUUUUUGUCAUUAUAAAAUUUUAGACAUUUCAUCAAUUUAAGGAUGUUGGAUAGACAUUUUAUUGGAGAAGAAAAAAGCUGAAACUCCAAUUUAGGAUUAAGAAAAACAAUUAAAUGUUUACUUAAGUAAAGAUAUAUUUAGAGGACUAUAAUAAAUAUUGGGAAUAUCACAAAUAAAAUUAUAUUAAUUAGAACCAAUAGAAAACCUAUUCAAUUAUUUUUAAUGAUUAUAUAGAUAAU
Molecule: messenger RNA, 1191 nt
Organism: Paramecium sonneborni
Lineage: Eukaryota; Ciliophora; Oligohymenophorea; Peniculida; Parameciidae
Source: the annotation of a GenBank genome assembly